Haliotis rufescens (red abalone) is the source of this 3592-nucleotide messenger RNA. RefSeq names its product dentin sialophosphoprotein-like. NCBI's taxonomy places the organism in Eukaryota, Metazoa, Mollusca, Gastropoda, Lepetellida, Haliotidae. The transcript is spliced from 4 exons. The record is from RefSeq and is a predicted model, not a curated record. The coding region runs from base 362 to 2635 and encodes 757 amino acids.
UACUGCGCACCCCCUUUUAUUGAAUAGUAUUUUAGGCAUUGCCAUACACGCAACCACCUGCGGCCAACUGUUACGAUCUCCGAUCAUAGAUCGUAUCGCUGUAAACGCGAAUAUACCACAACAAUGGCGGCUAGUCCCACACUACCUGUGUUAGUACGCUGUCACACACACAGUGUGUGAUCCAGACGUCUGUGGUGCAGGGCAAAUACUAGCGUUAUUCACUCAUUGCUACCUAUUCGUGUGAGACCGGUGCUUGAAGCUAGGAUACGUGUUGACUUCUUAUGGAGAUUUCCCUAACGAGCUGAGUUUCAGUUUUAAAUGUGGAAUAUUUUGGUCGUGUCCUGUAAACUCGACGUCGACGAUGUCGCGAAGUAUCUUAAAGAAGUCUUCUCCGAUGCGCGUUCCACGAGACGACGUUCAGGAAAAGACAAAGGAGGAAGAAACGAAGACAGAGGAGAAACCAUGUCAGUCUGCCAGGGAAGAAGCUGAGGCAGCAGCAUCAAUACCAGAUCCUGGUUUCAGCAGCGAGAGCAGGAAAGAUGAACCCAAAAAGCCAUUCAAGAACAAGAAUCUGAAGGCAAAAGACUCCAUGAGGCUGUCAAGUAACAGACUGGGUUCAUCACCGAGAUCCAGAUUCUUGCAAAAGCGAAAGGAAUCUAGUAGUUCACCCCGCUUGCUGAAAAUAAAAGAAGGCGAAAACACUUUCACUUUUCCGGAAUCAGCGAGUGUAAAUCCUACAAAAGUAUCGGGUGAUGCUCCAGGGAAGGAUACUGGAGAUGGAACGCCUGGUAAGGUUUUUUUACAGAGAACGCUGAAGGAGAGUACCCUAGAGAGAACGCCCGGGGUGGAUGCUGUACACAGAAAGGAUACUGUAGACAGAAAGUCCAGGGAGGAUACUGUAGACAGCACAUCCAGGGAGGAUACUGUAGGCAGCACGUCCAGAGAGGAUACUAUAGACAGCACGUCCAGAGAGGAUACUGUAGACAGAAAGUCCAGGGAGGAUACUGUAGACAGAACGUCCAGAGAGAAUACUGUAGACAGCACGUCCAGAGAGAAUACUGUAGACAGCACGUCCAGAGAGGAUACUGUAGACAGCACGUCCAGGGAGGAUACUGUAGACAGAACGUUCAGAGAGAAUACUGUAGACAGCACGUCCAGAGAGGAUACUGUAGACAGAAAGUCCAGGGAGGAUACUGUAGACAGAAAGUCCAGGGAGGAUACUGUAGACAGCACGUCCAGGGAGGAUACUGUAGACAGCACGUUCAGGGAGGAUGCUGUAGACAGAACGUCCAUGGAGGAUACUGUAGACAGAACGUUCAGAGAGAAUACUGUAGACAGCACGUCCAGGGAGGAUACUGUAGACAGCACGUUCAGGGAGGAUACUGUAGACAGCACGUCCAGAGAGAAUACUGUAGAUAGCACGCCAAGAGAGGAUAUUGUCGACCACACAUCCAGGGAGGAUAUUGUAGACAGAACGCCCAUGGAGGAUAUUGUACAUAGCACGUCUCGUACGGAUAUUGAAGACAAAACUUCCAGGGAGAAUACUGCACACAGACCUAGUAGAUCUGAUCAGUCUGGUCAUAUCCAUCUUCCCGUAGAUUUGGAGGAGAAUAGAAAAGCAAACCCUCACUUGCAUACGAGGAUCGAUUCAGCAGUCACAAAGUCUCCCAACAUCGCAUCUGAUGUCAUACCAGACAAAUCCCAGACAAAGCAGAAGGUGGAUGCUGCUCUUGGUGGAGGAGGUACAGACAACGAGGUGUUCAUGAGAAAGAGUCAAGAUGUUGUGGCUGAAGAUCAAGACAGAUCAACACGUGGAGACCUGGCUGGUGCUUCUCGUGAUGUGUGUGAAGUGGAUAUCCCUGACAGUAUAGUUUGCGAAUCAGACAACUCUAGUCAUGUCGAAUCUGGGAAAUAUGUUAAAGGGACCAAGGGGGUGCACGCUGUGUCAACGACAUGUCCUAGUCCUAAAGAUAAGAUAGAAGUGGAAGUCUUGCCAACAUAUGAUCCUAGUCCAGCUUAUGCUUUAGAUGUACAAGAUAGACCAGCAGUAGAUCCAAGUCCUACAGAUAAUGAAAAUGUGCCUGAUUUGGUAAUAGCUGGCCCUACAACUGACAAUAUUGUAGGAGAUUUGCCAAAAGUAGACAUUCAUCCUCAGGCUACUUUAAACGAGCAACAUAUAGAUAAUGUUGAAGGUUUGUUAGCGGGUGUUUCAGUUCCAAAAGAGACUGUCGAAGUGCCAGAUGAUCCAUCGACAGUCCCCAUUCCCUCAAAUAUUGAAGAGGUUCAAGUGCUUCCAACGACAAUUCCCAUUUCCCCAGAUACUGAAGAAGUGCAGGUGUUUUCAACCCUAGAUCCGAUUCCGAAAGAUGCUGUAGAAGAGGAGGAUCAGUCACCAUCAGUCCCUACGUCUGAAAACUCAUCUCGCGAUGUUAAUCAUUUACAUAAAGGAACGGACAGAUGUUGUUACAAACAUGAUGGUAUUUCAGACACAUCGUUUCAUAUGGUUAUGGACAAAGGUGUAUCUGAAGAGUCAGAAGUGGAACGAUCCCAGCACGGUGAAUGUAAUAUGGAGCACGGUAAAGCUGCCCAAAAAAACGACGUGUGGUCCUUCUCCGACGAUGAGAGCCUUGUUUGAAAGUCAUGGAUCCAGGAAAUCAACUUUCCGCUAAAUUUACAUUCCGAUAUUUCCUCUUUCCAGAAUUCUUUGUUAUUCUUCACUUUAUCCAUGUUUGUCUAAAUGAGGAUUUGCUGCUAUAUAUUUGAUAAACAGCUUUGACAGCGACAAUUGGCCUUAUGGCCUACGGAAUACAUGUAUCUCGUCUAUCAAAUUUUGGAAUUGUGUGUUUAUGAAUAAUACGUGUAUUUCCACCAUGCUGGAAAUAUACCGUCCAAGAACGCUAUCAUUUGCCGUGUUUAACCGAACUAAGGAUAUACAAUGAGAUGAUAGUUUUGAAUUUUAAGGUAGCCUCAACGCGGGUAGAUACCUCAUAAUUUAAUUUGGAACCGGGCGCUUUAGCGCAAGGUUUUAAAUGUAGAUAUUACAUACCUCAAACCUGAUUUUAAUGGUAUUUUGACCAAUCAGAAUCAAGCAUUCUUCAGUGACAUGGUAGAUUUUACAGUAUGGGUAACAUUUGUACGUCUGUACUACUCAAACCGAAUUACCGACCAUCCGAUUCUUUCAUAUUACUAUGACAGGCCAUGACAGAUUACCUAUCGUAAAAUGAAAGAAUCCCGUGGUCCUUAACCUUUUAUGGGUAGUAUAGAUUUAUCAUCUCCCAGAAUGUAGAACAGAUGAUAGUAUUUUAGAACAGCUGUCUGAUCUUUAACAGGAACCCCUGUGGGUUUUUUUUGUAAAAAGAUAGAUGUUUUGUGUUUUAGUAAAAGACACCAUUGCAAUGCAUACUUUCCUGGCAUCAGAGAGUGUAAAUGUGAACACCCAUUGAUCUUUUGUCGUGCUUAGUAUCAUUCACCUUCUUCCUGCUUUUGAGUGGUCCCGUUAUGUUAGUGAUUAGUAUCAGUAUCAUACUGUCCCGACGUUGUUGUGAAUUUAAUCAAGAAAACUAAUAUAUAAUAAACCUUUGUGAAAUGUGAA